Messenger RNA from Manacus vitellinus (golden-collared manakin), 2580 nucleotides. Its product is annotated as keratin, type II cytoskeletal 6C-like. Gene Ontology annotation, biological process: keratinization; intermediate filament organization. Gene Ontology annotation, molecular function: structural constituent of skin epidermis. NCBI's taxonomy places the organism in Eukaryota, Metazoa, Chordata, Aves, Passeriformes, Pipridae. The record is from RefSeq and is a predicted model, not a curated record. Gene Ontology annotation, cellular component: keratin filament.
AUGUCUCGCCAGUCUGUCUGCAGGAGCUUUGGAGGGGGGAGCCGGAGGGGCUUCAGCUCCUGCUCUGCCUGGGGCUGGGCGGCUCGCAGCCGGAGCAGCUACAGCUCCUACUCCGUGUCCAGGGCUACCGGGGCCGGCGGCCGCUGCGGCGGCUUCGGCAGCAGGAGGCCUUCCACGGGCUGUGGGGGCAGCGCUAGGAUAUGCCGGGGGGGCUGCUACGGGGGCAGGUCGUUGGGCGGCUUCGGCGGCGGCUACGGGGCUCGGCAGCUUCGGGGGCGGGUAUUGGGCGGCGGCAGUAGCGAGGAGCGAAUCUGCGGCUUCGGAGGGCAUGAGGCGGGUGGAGGAUAUGGGCGCUUCGGUGCUGGGUGGGCAGGCUACGGCGGGUGCUAUGGCGCAGGCUUUGGCGGCCCAGGCUUUGGUGGCCCAGGCUUUGUCAUGGGUGGCCCGGGAAGAGCCGGCCCCGGCAUCCAGCCGGUGCAGAUCGACUCGACCCUGCUCCGGCCCGUCCACGUGGAGAUCGACCCCCAGAUCCAGCAGGUGAAGACCCAGGAGAAGGAGCAGAUCAAGACCCUGAACAACCAGUUCGCCUCCUUCAUCGACAAGGUCCGGUUCCUGGAGCAGCAGAACAAGGUCCUCUCCACCAAGUGGGAGCUGCUGCAGCAGCAGGGGCCGUCAGGGCCGAGGAAGGACCUGAGUGUGAUCUUUGAGAGCUACAUCCAGAACCUGAGGAGGCAGCUGGACUCCAUCCUGGCGCAGCGGGGGCAGCUGGAGUCGGAGCUGCAGAACAUGCAGCAGUACGUCGAGGAGUACAAGAGCAAGUACGAGGAGGAGAUCAACCGGCGCACGACGGCCGAGAACGAGUUCGUGGUGCUGAAGAAGGAAUUGGACAGUGCCUACCUGGGGAAAAUGGAGCUGGAUGUGAGGGUGGAAAUCCUGAAGCAGGAGCUGGAAUUCCUGCGCUGUCUGCACGAAGCUGAACGAGCUCAGGUGGAUCGGCAGCUCUGCGACACCUCGGUCAUCGUCAAGAUGGACAACAACCGGGACCUGGACAUGGAGAGCAUCAUCAAGAACGUGGAGUGCUGGUACCAGGAGAUCGCCCAGAAGAGCAAAGAAGAAGUCGACGCUUUCUACCAAACCAGGCUGGAGGAGCUGCACAGCAGCCGGGGCAAGUUCUGUGACGACCUGAGGAACAACCAGAGCGAGAUCGCCGAGCUGAACAGGAUGAUCCAGAAGCUGCAGUGCGAGUCCGACAACGUGAAGAAACAGCGCUCGGGGCUGGAGGCGGCCGUGGCCGAGGCGGAGGAGCGCGGGGAGCUGGCGCUGAAGGACGCCCGGGCCAAGCUGGGGGGGCUCGAGGGGGCCCUGCAACAGGCCAAGCAGGACCUGGCCCGGCAGCUCCGCGAGUACCAGGAGCUCAUGAACGUCAAGCUGGCCCUGGACAUCGAGAUCGCGACCUACAGGAAGCUGCUGGAGGGGGAGGAGAGCCGGCUCAGCGGGGAGGGACUGAACCCCAUCAGCUACUCUGUGAUCAGCUCCAGCUCCAGCCUGGCCGGCGGGGCCGGCCUGGGAGGAGGAUUUGGUGGACUGAGCCUGAGCGGGGGCGGCGGGAGCGGUUUCGGCCUCGGAGGAGGAGGUGGAAGCGGGUUUGGCCUUGGAGGAGGAGGUGGAAGCGGGUUUGGCCUCGGAGGAGGAGGUGGAAGUGGUUUUGGCCUUGGAGGAGGAGCCACCAUGAGCCGGAUCUCUUUCCGAUCAUCCACCGGAGGGGGCAUGAGGGGCUUCAGCUCGGGCUCUGCCAUCGUGGGAGGCGGUGGCGGGGGCACCAGGAGCAGCUUCAGCUCCGUCUCCGUCUCCAGAUUCGCCUCCUUCAUCGACAAGGUUCGCUUUUUGGAGCAGCAGAACAAGGUGCUGGAGACCAAGUGGAGCCUCCUCCAGGAGCAGGGGCACACGGUCACCAGGAAGUCCCUGGAGCCCCUGUUCGAAGCCUACAUCGGCAACCUGCGGAGGCAGCUCGACAGCCUGGUGGGCGAGCGGGGCCGCCUGGACUCCGAGCUCAGGAACAUGCAGGACAUGGUGGAGGACUUCAAGAACAAGUACGAGGAUGAGAUCAACAGGAGGACCAUCGCCGAGAACGAGUUCGUGACGCUCAAGAAGGAUGUGGACGGUUCCUACAUGAACAAGGUGGAGCUACAAGCCAAGGCAGACGCUCUGACCGAAGAGAUUAAUUUCCUGAGAACCCUCUACGAGGCCGAGCUGUCCCAGAUGCAGACCCAGAUCUCCGACACCUCGGUGGUGCUGACCAUGGACAACAACCGGAACCUGGACCUGGACAGCAUCAUCUCCGAGGUGAAGGCGCAGUACGAGGACAUCGCCAACCGCAGCCGCGCCGAGGCCGAGUCCUGGUACCAGACCAAGUACGAGGAGCUGCAGGCCACGGCCGGCAGGCACGGGGACGACCUGAGGAACACCAAGCAGGAGAUCUCCGAGCUCAACCGGCACGUGCAGCGGCUGCGCUCCGAGAUCGACAGCGUCAAGAAGCAGGUGAGGAAGGGGCAGAAAACCCCCCGGCUUCAAACAGCUUAA